Elaeis guineensis (African oil palm) is the source of this 1577-nucleotide messenger RNA. The record is from RefSeq and is a predicted model, not a curated record. Lineage: Eukaryota; Viridiplantae; Streptophyta; Magnoliopsida; Arecales; Arecaceae.
UCUCUUUUUUUUUUUUUAAGAGAAAGACAAACAUGAAUAAAGAUCUGAAAUAGUGAUUUUCUUGUUUUUUUUUCACCAGGAGUAGUAUUAGAGUUUUAGCAUGGCUUGUUCUUGGGUCGCUAAAUUAUCAAAAGAGUUGCUGUGCAAGGAAUUGGGCACUUACUGUCAGCCUCGACAUGGAGAAUUUGGCAACAUAAAUUUUUUAAAUUCGAUGCUUCUAAGAAGGUUUAGCACUGAAGUGUUUGCUUCCGAGCAGAUGAAUCUUAUUAGACAGCUGAGAGAAAAGACGAGCGCGCCCAUAAAAGAGGUCAAGGCAGCGCUUGUUAGUUGUAAUUGGGAUAUUGAGGCUGCACACAAGGACCUGAGAAAGAGAGGGGUGGUGCUUGCAUCGAAGAAGUCGUCACGGACUGCUGCUGAGGGUUUACUUGCACUGGCACAAAAUGACAAUAGGGCUGUUGUAGUUGAACUUAACUGCGAGACUGAUUUUGUUGCAAGGAACGAGAUAUUUCAAUACCUGGCUUCAUCUUUGGCAAAUGCAGCCUUAUCAGUUGAAAGUCCUGUGCAGCAAAUUCAAGCAGCUUUUCCUUUUGGCUCUGAGUACUUGGAGAACAUGAAGAUUAAUUUAGAUCACCCAAAACUUUGUGGUGAAGCAACAGUUCAAAAUGCAGUUACAGAAGUUGCUGCCAUGGUUGGGGAGAAUAUAAAGCUCAGAAGAGGUUUUGCAAUGUCCAGAUCUUCACAUGGUGUUAUCUCAUCUUACCUUCAUACAAGUCCCCACCCAGGAUUGGGCCGUAUUGCUGGAUUGCUUACUUUAGAAGUUGAAGAUGAAAAUGCCGCAUUGGAUGCUCUUCAGCAUGUUGGUUCGUCACUGGCAAUGCACAUAGUGGCAUCGAAACCCUUGUUCUUAUCGAAGGAACUUGUUUCUUCUGAAGCAAUAGAAAGUGAGCGUGACAUACUUAAAUCUCAGGCAGAAAGUUCGGGGAAGUCUCAGAUGGCCAUUGAAAAGAUGGUAGAAGGUCGUAUGAGGAAGUACUUUGAAGAAGUUGUGUUAUUGGAGCAAAAGUUUGUUAUGAAUGAUGGUGUUCAUGUCAAGUCAUUGCUGAAUGAUUUAUCAAAAGAAAUGGGCUCAUCUGUAAAGAUCGGCAAUUUCCUUAGAAUUGAAGUCGGAGAAGGAAUUCACAGGCUUGAAGCUGCGGAGGCACCUGAUGCUGUGGCUCAAGCUGCAUGAUAUCCUAUUACAAUCAUGAUGGGAAUUACAAUUACACCAUGAGGAGAAGAUCAUGACAUCAACAUCCCCUUAUCCACAGCAUUUAAAAGUCUUCUUUAUGUGUAAGAUUAAUAUAAUUUUUAUGACAUGGCUGUUUCUAAAUUUUCCUGCAAGUUUGCUGUUUUUUUUUUUAACAAAAAGAAAAAUUGAUCGCUGAUACAACUUAAAAUAGAAUAAUUGCAUCUAAUAUCCUAUUGUGUAUUGGUCUUCUCAAUGGAAUAGAAUGACUGACAGUAAUAUACGUUUUUGUAAUAUCAACGUGGCAUGUUAACAAUAAACUGCGAUGACACAUUUGUAUGCUUCUCUUUUA